Molecule: messenger RNA, 2376 nt
Organism: Mustela lutreola (European mink)
Lineage: Eukaryota; Metazoa; Chordata; Mammalia; Carnivora; Mustelidae
Gene: MGAT4D
Product: MGAT4 family member D
Exons: 12
Coding region: 82-1212 (376 amino acids)
Biological process (GO): protein N-linked glycosylation
Cellular component (GO): endoplasmic reticulum; Golgi stack; endoplasmic reticulum-Golgi intermediate compartment
Molecular function (GO): acetylglucosaminyltransferase activity
Source: RefSeq, a predicted model, not a curated record
CGCGCGGCUCUUCCUUCGCUGGGGCGCUGCGCGUAGCUUCCACUCGCCCGGCUUCGAGCCGCGGGCAGUCAGGCCAACUCCAUGAGGACCAAGCAGGUGAACGUGCUGAUCGCGCUGGCCGCCGUCAUGCUCUUCAGCUUUUCCUGCUUCUGCAUCUCCAGGAUGACUCAAACCAGUAAUCAAUUAAUUAAUUGUAGAAACCAUAUUUUGGAGUUUAAGGAAAAAAUGCUACGUUUAAAAAACAAAACUGAAAGAAAUCGCCAAGAGCUGAUCAAAGCCUUGAGUAAAAUGAAGUAUGAAAUGACACAGAGAAAAAAUAUGCCCAUAAACUUAGUUGAGAAGAAAAUGAAGACCUUGGGUAAGAGUGAAACAGCAUCUAAUACAUUUGAAAUCCUAAAGUUCUUUUUUCCUCAUUUAAGGAAAGCAGGCAGAAUUUAUCCUGAUGUAAUCAUUGGCAAAGAGAAAACAGGUGUCUCUUUUGCACUGGGUAUUUCCACUGUUAACAGAGGAAAUCAGAGUUACCUGAAGCAAACACUGAAUUCCGUUGUCUCCAGGAUGACUCCUUCGGAAGAGAAGGACUCCGUGGUGAUCGUCUCUGUUGCAGAUGGAAAUGAAGAUUAUUUAAAAUCUGUUGUUGACAUGAUUACAAAAAGAUUCAAAAGGCAACUAAGGUCUGGAUCAUUAGAAAUCAUUUCAAUACCUGCCUUUUUUUAUCCAAACAUAUUCCACGUCAAGCAAUCAACUGAGGACUCCGGAAGAUCAGAGAAUUGGCGUAUCAAACAAGUACUGGAUUUUUGUUUUUUGAUGCUAUAUGCCCAACCCAAGGCCAUGUAUUAUUUACAGCUAGAAGAUGAUAUCAUAGCUAAAAAGACAUACUUUACAAAAAUCACAGAUUUUGUGCAUAAUAUCACUUCCAAAAACUGGUUUUAUAUUGAGUUUUCAAUUCUUGGAUUCAUAGGAAAGCUGUUUAAAUCUGAGGACUUAACUGACUUUGUACGUUUUUUUUUAAUGUUCUACAAAGAUAAACCCAUAGACUUGCUCUUGGGGGACAUUUUUCAGGUAAAGAUGUGUAACCCAGGAGAAACUCCUGAAAAGUGUGCAGAACGAAAUAAACAAAUUCGUAUUCAAUAUAAGCCUUCUCUUUUCCAGCAUGUGGGUAUAGAGUCAUCACUCCCUGGCGAAGAACAAUAUUCCAAAGAUAUUUAUUAUUAGGAGCUUCAUAAUUCAAAUACCUUCUUUAAAAAUGAUGAACAUCAUUCUUUGGAAAAAAUGGCAUAAUAAGGAUUAGUCUUAGCUCUCAACUUACUUCAUAGUGGAUAAGAGACUGUAUCAUAUAAAAAAAUUUAAGCCUUUGAUAAUAGAAAAAUAUGAAGAUAAUAAGCAUAACAAGAAAAAAACCCUAUAAUACCUUGGAACCUCAGAUAACCUUGCUUUCUCAUGGCCUCUUUCAGAAAUUAUAAUAAUGAAAAUGCAUAAUUGUAUAGAAGAGGAGAAAACAAUAAACUACUAGAAUUGAAAGUACUAAACUACCUCUUACAUCAAGAAAAAUUAAAAUAUUUAUGAUACUUAUACUAUUACUAUUAUAAUUUAAUUUAAAAAUAGUAAAAGCAGGGAAGUUUUCAAAAUUAAGAAAUGUAUUUUGUUAACUUAGUGAUGCUGUCACAUAAUCUCAUUAAAUAAAUAUCUACAAGUUUAGAAAAUUGCCAUUGCCACAGACAAGUUCUGUGUAUAUUGGAGUAUGUUCUUAUCCAUUUUGUUAGGACAUCUAAAGAAAUAGAAAGCACAAUUUAAGCAACCCUGGCUCUAAAUAUUUAAAGAUAUCUUCUUUUAAAUAAAUUAAUUUAAAACUAUAAACUUACCAUGAAGUGCCAUUGAAUUAUCAACCUCUUGAUAUUUAGGUAUACUGAUAGUCAUUCAGUUCUAAAGAUUUAUAAUUUCUCUUAUUAUUAUCUUUUUAGCUCUGGGGGUAGUUGGUAGUUUUGUGGGUUUUUUUCUUUCAAAUGUAUUGGUUUUUGCCGUCUUUUACUGUUGAUUUCUUAUUUAAUUACAUUGAUAUUAGUGGAUUUUAUCUGUGUGAUGAUUUGAGAAUUGUUAUGAAUUGUACACCCCUUUUCAAAUAUGUUGCAUUCAUUUGUUUUUUAUAAAUGUUAGUUUUGUGCUUUAAAAAUAUCUUUUUUAAAAUAUUCCUAUUUAUUGGGUAAAGGACUCUUAUAUGAGGCUUUUUAAUUUACAUUUUCAAGUUCUUUUAAUUCUAAUGAAUUUUUGUCUGCUUGAAUGAUCUAUCAGUUUCUUAGAGAAGUCUAUUAAACUCCCCUAUUUCUUCUUGUUAUUCUUUUAGGUUUUAUUUUAUUUGUUUUGAGAAAUAAUAAGAGAUGU